AUGGAGUCUGCCGGCUACUACACCAACUGCAAGAAGACCGACGGAAUCUGCGAGGGCAUCUGCGACGGCGAGCAUGGUUCAAAGGCUGUUCUGAGCAUGUCAAGGCUGAAGUGUGCACUUCGGGGAUUUGAUUUAAAGGCCCUUCUGUUCCUGCUGAUUGGUGUGCCGAUUAUAAUUUUCGUCAUAUAUGUUCAUGGCCAGAAGGUCACUUAUUUCCUCAGACCAAUCUGGGAGAAGCCCCCGAAGCCUUUCACUGUACUUCCUCACUACUAUCAUGAAAAUGUUUCGAUGGCAAACCUCUGCAAGUUGCAUGGAUGGAAGGUCCGAGAGGCUCCACGGCGUGUCUUUGACGCGGUGCUUUUCAGCAACGAGCUUGACAUUCUUGAUAUUCGUUGGCACGAGCUUAGCCCGUAUGUGUCAGAAUUUGUGCUGCUCGAGUCCAAUUCAACAUUUACUGGCCUUGAAAAGAAGCUCCACUUCAAGGAAAACCGCCAAAAGUUUGAGUUUGCUGAAUCACGGUUGACCUAUGGUAUGAUAGGGGGGAGGUUUGUGAAGGGUGAGAACCCAUUUGUGGAGGAAUCAUAUCAGAGAGUCGCGCUUGACCAGCUUCUAAAGAUCGCCGGGAUCACCGACGAUGACCUGUUGAUUAUGUCUGAUGUUGAUGAGAUCCCAAGUGGUCAUACAAUCAACCUGUUGAGAUGGUGCGAUGAUACGCCUGAGAUACUUCACCUUCAGCUGAAGAACUAUCUCUACUCGUUUCAAUUUAUGCUUGAUGAUAAGAGUUGGAGGGCUUCAGUACACAGAUACCGAGCGGGGAAGACGAGGUAUGCCCAUUACCGGCAAACUGACGACCUUCUGGCAGACUCAGGAUGGCACUGCAGCUUUUGCUUUCGGUACAUAAAUGAUUUUGUCUUCAAAAUGAAAGCCUACAGCCAUGUGGACCGGAUCAGAUUCAGCUACUUCCUGAACCCCAAAAGAAUUCAGCAUGUGAUAUGCCAAGGGGCUGAUCUCUUUGAUAUGCUUCCGGAGGAGUACACGUUCCAAGAGAUCAUCGCCAAGCUUGGUCCAAUCCCAAGUACGUAUUCAGCGGUUCAUCUUCCCGCCUAUCUGCUCGAGAAGGUUGAUCAGUACAGGUAUCUUCUUCCUGGCAACUGCAUGAGAGAAAGUGGGUAG
This is a messenger RNA of Triticum turgidum subsp. durum (durum wheat), 1173 nucleotides long. Lineage: Eukaryota; Viridiplantae; Streptophyta; Magnoliopsida; Poales; Poaceae. The record is from the annotation of a GenBank genome assembly.